This is a messenger RNA of Bombus terrestris (buff-tailed bumblebee), 1030 nucleotides long. RefSeq names its product peptidoglycan-recognition protein 2. Gene Ontology annotation, biological process: peptidoglycan catabolic process; innate immune response. The record is from RefSeq and is a predicted model, not a curated record. Bases 348 to 911 code for a protein of 187 amino acids. NCBI's taxonomy places the organism in Eukaryota, Metazoa, Arthropoda, Insecta, Hymenoptera, Apidae. Gene Ontology annotation, molecular function: peptidoglycan binding; zinc ion binding; N-acetylmuramoyl-L-alanine amidase activity. The transcript has 5 exons.
GAUUAAAGAAAAUGUUCAAAAGUGUUUACCUCGUUAGUUUAGUGAAUGUUAUUAACUGAAUAUGUACUUAAGCACAUACGUUGUAACUCCGAAGCAUGACUUGAUCUUUUCUAAAGUUUACGAAAUAAUACGAAUCCAAAAUUAAAUAUAUGAGCUAUAUCUGGAAUAUCCCCGCUUGUGCGCACAUUCAGGAAAAAAAAAAGAAAAAAAAAGAAAAGAUAAAAUGCAGAAAAGAAACAUUAACGCUUUAGAUUAUAUGAACUUUAGUCGGUUUAUUUAGAAGAAUAAAGAACAUACAGGUCCAGCUUUACAAGUGAUCAUACCAGUUUCAUUUUAAUAUUUACAAGAUGGAAAAAUUUAUGUUCAUAAUCUUUCUUCUCUUUUGUAUCAGUGACGGAAACGAAAGUUGCCCUCAGAUUAUCGGACGGAGCGAGUGGACUGAUGUAGACGCAAAAAGCAUAAAUUAUUUAAUUAUUCCCAUACCAUAUGUCAUUAUUCAUCAUACAGUUACCGCAGAAUGUAAUACUAGAAGUGAAUGUAUUGCUCAAGCCGAGAACAUUCGAUCUUAUCACAUGGAUAGUAAUGGAUGGGAUGAUAUAGGAUACUCAUUUCUAAUCGGUGGAGAUGGGAAUGUAUAUGAGGGCCGCGGCUGGAAUCGUGAAGGAGCUCAUACCAUUGGAUAUAAUAAAAAAUCUGUCGGAAUUGGUUUUAUAGGAAAUUUUCAAGAAAAGGCCGCAAGUGAUAAAAUGCUGAAUGCCGCGCAUGCAUUAAUUCAUUGUGGCAAAUCAAAAGGAAUACUUAGAGAAGAUAUUCGUGUAAUCGGUGCUAAACAAGUUACAGCCACUAUGAGUCCUGGAUCAAAACUUCAGAAGCAAAUUAAAAAUUGGCUUGAAUGGGUUCCUACUCCGUAACCGCAGAACAUAAGUGUUUGAAUGUAGUAUUUGUCUAUCAAUAACAAUGUUAUACGAAUAAUAUAUAAUUAACAGGGAAAAUGUUGAUUUGGGUAAUAUAUUUAGCAUCUUUUAUUUUA